AUGCCUUUUCAGUGUGGGAUCCAGCCAAGAAGGUUUCCAGUGGAAGGAGGAGAUUCUUCAAUUGGGCUGGAACCGGGGAUGAGCUCCAGUGCUGCCUGUAAUGGGAAGGAGAUGUCACCAACCAGGCAACUCCGGAGAUGCCCUGGAAGUCAUUGUCUGACAAUAACUGACGUUCCUGUCACUGUCCAUGCAACAGAGAAAGCCACCUGCACAAAGCAGCAAGGAAAUGCAUCCUAAAUAGCAUCAUUAAGUCUUUUGUCAAGGUCUGACUAGGU
This is a messenger RNA of Saimiri boliviensis boliviensis (Bolivian squirrel monkey), 275 nucleotides long. Lineage: Eukaryota; Metazoa; Chordata; Mammalia; Primates; Cebidae. The record is from RefSeq and is a predicted model, not a curated record.